AUGACGUACCGAGAAAAGUAUGGAUUUCACUUUGAUACUGAUAAGGAUGGUGCAGUUGUGCACCUUUCCCUAAAUAUGUAUUUUUUGCUGUUUGAAUGUGGUGGACGUACUGGAUGGGACUUGAAUCAUCCUAUUGGACUUACGUCUACCAAGCACUGUUACCACGAGUUCGGAAGCGAUGCAAAGGCAAUCAGUUCAGGCAAUCAAGAAAAUGGAGAACUGCCAGCUGAAAAUGAGACGUCUGGGAAUAAAAAUAGAUCCACUUCAACACAGUCAUUCAAAUUCAUUAUUAAUGAAAAAGAGAAGUGUAAAGAUAAAACACCUUUCUUGAUAUUGCUAAUAGCAACUACAGCUGCUGAAAUUCCACACAGAAGUUCCAUCAGAAGAACUUGGGGUAAUGAAUCUGUGGUUCCAGGAGUUGAGGUUGUUCGUUUGUUCAUGCUGGGUGUUGAGAGCAAUGGUCCAAAUGAGAUCCUACUGAGAGAGAGUGAGGAAUAUCACGAUAUUAUUCAACUGGACUUCCUGGACACUUACCAUAACUUAACUCUCAAAACUUUGAUGGGCAUGAAGUGGGUUGCCUCUUAUUGCAGUGGCGCAAGCUUUGUUAUGAAGGCAGACAGUGAUGUUUUUGUUAAUACAAUAUACCUCAUAGAAAAGCUCCUCAGGCCUCGCUCACUUCCUCCACAAAAUUAUUUCACAGGCUAUCUUAUCAAAGGCAGUAAGCCUAUUCGGGAUAAAACCAGUAAAUGGUACAUAUCAGAAGAAGAAUACCCAGGUGACAAAUACCCUAUAUUUUGUUCAGGAACCGGCUAUGUCUUUUCUGGAGACCUGGCUUCAAAAAUUCUCAAUGCUUCUGUAACGAUAAAAUAUAUACAUUUGGAAGAUGUUUAUAUAGGGCUCUGCCUUAAUGCAAAGGGAAUACGGGUAGUACCUCCACCUAGAAAUUCAUUGUUUAACAUAUACAAGGUCCCAUUUUCUCCUUGUCUGUACAGUAAUAUAAUUACAUCUCAUUACAUUCAGACAAAUGAGCACAUACUUUACUGGGAAACAAUGCAGAAGAAGAAACACAUGUGUCGGACAGGAUAG
Molecule: messenger RNA, 1086 nt
Organism: Tauraco erythrolophus (red-crested turaco)
Lineage: Eukaryota; Metazoa; Chordata; Aves; Musophagiformes; Musophagidae
Product: beta-1,3-galactosyltransferase 2
Biological process (GO): protein O-linked glycosylation
Cellular component (GO): Golgi membrane
Molecular function (GO): N-acetyl-beta-D-glucosaminide beta-(1,3)-galactosyltransferase activity
Source: RefSeq, a predicted model, not a curated record